Nothobranchius furzeri (turquoise killifish) is the source of this 1569-nucleotide messenger RNA. RefSeq names its product retinol dehydrogenase 8. NCBI's taxonomy places the organism in Eukaryota, Metazoa, Chordata, Actinopteri, Cyprinodontiformes, Nothobranchiidae. Gene Ontology annotation, cellular component: cytosol; cytoplasm. The record is from RefSeq and is a predicted model, not a curated record. Gene Ontology annotation, molecular function: estradiol 17-beta-dehydrogenase [NAD(P)+] activity; all-trans-retinol dehydrogenase (NAD+) activity. Gene Ontology annotation, biological process: estrogen biosynthetic process; retinol metabolic process.
UUGCUGGUCUCACAAUCUGGCAGCAGAUUGGAGAGAAGCAGAGGAGCCAUGGUGAGUCCGGAGCAGAAAGUGGUGCUGAUCACCGGAUGCUCCUCUGGCAUCGGCCUGAGGAUGGCUGUGAUGCUGGCCAAGGAUGAAAGGAAGCGCUAUCAUGUAAUAGCCACGAUGCGUGACCUGAAACGUAAAGAUAAGCUGGUGCAAGCUGCCGGAGAUGCUUAUGGGAAAACUCUUUCUCUUGCCGUCCUGGAUGUCUGCAGUGACGAAUCGGUCAAACAGUGUAUAGAUGGCAUCAAAGAUCGACACGUGGACGUCCUUAUCAAUAACGCCGGCAUCGGUCUGGUGGGUCCGAUAGAGAGCAUCCCCAUUGAAGAGAUGAAGAAAGUUUUUGAGACCAAUUUCUUUGGUGUUAUCCGCAUGAUUAAAGAGGUGAUGCCUGGUAUGAAGAAAAGGAGAGGAGGACACAUCAUCGUGGUCAGCAGUGUGAUGGGACUCCAAGCUGUGGUGUUUAACGAAAUCUACUCUGCAUCUAAGUUUGCCAUGGAGGGCUUUUGCGAGGGUUUGGCUGUGCAGCUUAUAGCGUUUAACGUCAUAGUGUCAAUGAUUGAACCAGGACCGGUGCACACAGAAUUUGAGUUAAAGACGAUCCGGGAUGUGAGAGAGAAGGAGUAUCCUGGAGCUGAUCCUGACACCAUAAAUUACUUCAAGAAUGUCUAUCUUCCUGGUGCUGUGAACAUCUUUGAGGCGUUCGGACAAAAGCCCGAUGACAUAGCGAAAUGUGUCAAGAAAGUGGUUGAAUCCAGCAGUCCACGUUUCCGUAAUCUAACCAAUCCGAUGUACACGCCCAUCAUUGCACUGAAGUACGCUGAUGAAACCGGAACCCUGUCUGUUCACGCCUUCUACCACAUGCUGUUCAACAUGGGCCCUCUGAUGCAGGUCUGCGUGACUGCCAUGAAGUUCCUCUCCUGUGGAUUUCUGAGGAGAAGGACGAUUUCGCCAGACUAAAAAGCUAACUGUUUCACAUCGAUGUGUCAAUAAUAAAGCAUAUGUGACUAUGUGCAAUACCCAGAAGACAAAUCAGAGCUGUUGUGAGAAAAUAAAAUCAUUUACAUGACUAAUUUUAACAUGUUAUAAAUGGAUAGAUAGAUUUAAAUGUGUGUGCAUGCGUGCAUGCAUGUGUGUGUGAUACAUGAGCUCUAAGCCCAUUUUACACCAUGAAUCACUUGUGUGACAUAGAAAGAGAUUUGUUGAUUGCAUACUAAAAAAACAACAACCGUAUUCCUUACUGUAACAGUUUUUAUUUUAUAGUAUGUAAACUUUUGCUGAACAUGCAUGUCUCGGGUGUCCCCACAUUUCCCAUCUUUAUCUGACACAUUGAAAACAAUAAAAUUGUGUUUUGCAACAUGUUUUUGUUAUGAUAAUAUAACUAACAUCAUAAAUGCAUUUUAGAAAUAAACGACUUUGACCAUUGUACAUCUUUUGGACCAUAUUAUUCAGAAUACUUUUAAUGUCCUGAUCAAUUUAUGUGUUCAGAAAUUUUAUUCAAAUGUAUGAAAUAAAACUGUCUGAGAU